UUUAUUUAAAUGGUGCUAUAAAGUGAAGUAAAGGGCACUAAAUUGCGUGAGAGAGAUCACUUUGCUGGAAGACAAUAGCAGAAACCUUACGAACUUUAAUAAUGAAAAAAUAAAAUCACAGUACAGCCACUCUAGUGCGUUUACAGCCUCAUCAAAACUGAAUUACUCCAUUACAACUACAACAUUUUUAAAUUAACAAUCUUUAUCUCAGUUUACAGCCCAUGAACUCUAUCGUUAACAUCCGAGUAGAAAACAAAUGAACUUGAACAAAAUGCAUUUUAAAACUUCAGUGUUUCAAAGUGGUAGUCGUUACUAGAUGCCGCGAGGUCACCAUGUGAUGGCCAACACCGUGAGGAAAGUGAAAAGAGGCAAAGCCAAAGAGUUCACGAACUACGUGCAGCCUCCGUGCAUCGUGGUGUCCCCCCCGCCCCCCGCGCCCCCCGUGACUCCAGCAGGCGAGAUGAAGGUCGCGGCCACACACACUGAAGUCAAGAACAUCAACGUCGUGAUGGCAAACAAUAGAGAGAAUGCCGUCGACAGCCACGACGCACCCUCCACUUCGCAAACCAACCCCCGUGACAACAACAUCAACUUCAACGUCAACCAACUGAUAGCGGAGCUGUCGCAGAACUCUAGAGCGUCUAAGGGUGAAAUAGAGAAUAUACAGAGGAAGCUUCUGCAGCAAGCCAACGAGAUACUAAAAGUGAACGCGUUUGCAAACCCGCAGCCGGCGGCCGGGCCCCGGAUCAUUGACAGCACUCAGAAGUACAGCUCAUCAGCUCCUGGGUAUGGCAGGAUCCCCGUCAUUGUGCCGAGGACGAGCAACUCUAUGCCACAAGGAUCUUUAGCCAAUCAAGACAAUCAAAACCUAGACGUUUCGCGCCAACCGCCACAUUCCAUGACGAGGGACAAUCAACUCGGUGACACGCAACUAGUUCCCGAGCGCCUGCAAGAAGCCCCGGGGACGCUCGCUGCGGCCUCCAUGAUAAAUGGCGGGCAGGGAAAUAUGCAAAGAGUCGCCAUGUCGGAGGGAAGAGGCAGUUUUUUCUAUGAAACGGGUUUGCCAGCGGCGGCGGCGGCGGCGCCGGUGGCGGCGGGGGCCAGUCCGCGCGACGCGCCGCGCAGAGGAGUCCCGGGGGUCCCUCCGUACCGCAUGCCGCCCGCGCCCGACGCGCUGCCGGGCGCGCCCGCGCCGCCGCCGCUGCACACACACUCCAACAAGUUCCCCAUCGAGCGCUCAGUGAUUCUGUCGUCUGCGGAGAAGGGCUCCAAGGUGCCGGUGCUGGAGCGGCGGCGCCCGCGCGUGGCCGCCGUCGCGCCCGACGCGCCGCCCAAGCCGCACGCCGCCUGGACACAAGCUGAGAACCAGCAGGCGGGGCCGUCGGCCGACUUCAGACAGUACCAGGAAACCUACGGCUAUGCCAUGAACCAGGGAGCCGUCCCGAGGAACCACCCCGGAUACGAACCCUCGCCCAAACCUCCCGUUCCAGCUAAAAACACUGCCAUCUACGGACAGAAACCGGAAACACCGAACAACAGUCAAUCCAUCACGGUCACCGUCGAAACAGGGAAAGACAACACGAGAGAUGCACCGAAGAGCGCAAAGUCUGUCAGUAAAACUUACAACACGCUCAAAGACAUGAUUUCAAGUAGAUUUAAGAAUAAAGAUAGCGGAGACAGUGAGAAGCAGAGCGAGAGUGCUCCAGCGUUGAACAACAGUGAGGAGAGGAAGAAGUCAGAAGAGCCGGUAACUCCUCGGAACUCGGAGGGCAGAAAGUUGGAGCAGGGCAUCUACGGGCGGCCGAUCCCGCAGUCUCGACCUGACGCGCAGUACAGUCACCCGCCCAACAACAUGGCGUAUCCCAGCCCCUCUACACAUAGACUGAUGCAGCAGCAGAUCGUGCAGCAGCAGAUGCUCCUCCAACAAGCUCGCUCGCAGGAGAUGCUGGCGAGCACGCCGCACGCGCGGCCACUGGCAGUAGGAGGCGAGUCGCCCCACACCCGCCCGAUGGCGCUGGGGGCUGACUCACUGUACCAGCAGUACGGGCCGCCGCCGCCGGGCCGGCGCAGCGCCAUGUACCAGAGAGACAUCGAGGCGAGGAACAUGGCCAACUUCACCUCGCUGAAGCAGACUGGCGGGCCGAGCCAGUUGGACAAUUCUCACACGAGCCACUCGAGGGCCGACCUCAGGAGUCCGCAGCAACUGGAACGGGAAAUCGUUCGACAUCAGGGCCUAGUGGUCGGCCGGAGAGCCGCUUCGCACCCACACCUUCUCGACGACCCUCAGCCGAGGCAGGAAAUCACAACACCACAAAUACACGAUAGAUCACGAAGAAAUUCCCACGGAAACCUCCUAGAGAGAGUAGAACGGGAACAUGCCAGCUCACGACAGAACUUCGAGGAACGAGAAUCAGACGACGGCGGCUUCAGAUCAAGACGAGCUACGCAAGACCGCUCCAGUUUCGAAGACAAAGCCAGAAGUAGCGGUAGAUCCUUAGAAUCAAGGCAUGAGCAGCAGAGAAUGCAGGAAAACCACUACAGAAGGACACCAGAUAGCAAUCACAGGACGCCAGAUAUGAUUCACAAGGAGCGAAGAACUCCGGACUCAAUACAUCAUCAGAGGAUAAAGGAGGAGAGUGGAAUGGACAGGAACGACGAGAGUGCUAGUCAGAAGUCGGCGGAUAGCGUGUACAACUCGAGUGGCAAGACGGAGCCCUACGCCCCGCAGCCGUCGUCGUCGCGGCAGACUCCCAGCCGGAUCGAGGACCUCAAGACACACGGAAAGAAAGGUGCGGCGGGCUCUGGAGCUAGUUCAGACUACGACAAGAAUGGUGGAGUAUCUUCCAACGUGGACUCUGGCCGGGGCAGCGUGGCCUACUCCAGCGGGCGCGCGCCGGCUAGCCCACACGAUACGUCGGCCGAUAGUGAUGCUGCCCGGGCUCCGCCGCCGCCCGCGCAGGGGACCUCGCAGACCGGCGAGAGCGAGUGGGCGGACAUCGUGGAGUGCGAGCUGCGUCAGAUCCUGGAGCCGCGGCUGGCGGGGCUGCGCCUGCACUCGUCCGCGUCGUCCGGCGGCUCCGUCACGCCGCCGCUGCCGCCGCUGUCACCGGCUUCCGACGUGCAUAAGAGGAAUAGCCUGCCGGCUCGCAGCUCCGACUACCCGGAGGAGCGGCGGCGCGGGGGGCGCGAGGGGCGCGACGGGAGGGAGUCCCCGCGCUGGCACGGACAUAAGAAACACUUCUCCAAGAGGGACCAUCACUAUAAGAAACAUUUAUUCGGCCUAGACACCACCGACAUGACAUCAACCACGACGCGCAGCCUGGACCUGUCCUCGCUCCUGGACGGCCGCUCCGACAGCUCGGCUUCGGGCGACGCGCGCGCCAUACGCCGCCAGCUCCGCGGGCUGGAGACCAUGUAUGCAGAGGUGCUGCAGUUGUUGGGGGUUAGGAAGCCGCAGAGCUUGCCGAAACACCCGGCUUGGGAGUCCAGGUUGUCGUCGAAGCGUCGCUACGGCAGCAUGUCGUCGCUGCCGUCCAGCUCCGUGAGCUCGCGUCCGCGCGACAAGCGCCGCUCCGAGCAUCGGAAGAAGAGUGAUAUGAAGGGCAUCAACAAGCGCUUCCAGCGCCUCGAGUCCCACGUGGUGACGCUGGCGCGGUCCGUGGCGCACCUGUCCAGCGAGAUGCGCACGCAACACCUCGUCAUGCAGGAGAUGGACAACAUCCGCGCCGAGAUACAGGCGCUGAGGCAUAUGUACAAGAGCCAGCAGUACAUCCGCGCGGGGCACCCCCGCGGUGCGGACCCGGCGGCACUCGGGGACCCGGAGCGGGUCAAGCGACUCACCAAGUUCUUCGGAGACGAGCCGCCGCUCAUGAGGCUCUUCUUGAAGAAGCUGGGAUAUGAGAAAUACGCGGGUCUCCUGGAGAAGGAGAAGGUGGGAGCAGCAGAGCUUCCCUACGUGGGUGAGGACCGGCUGCGCGCGCUGGGCGUGCCGCUCGGGCCAAGAAUGAGGAUCCUCAAGGAGGCCGGGGUGCACUCCGACAUACACCUGCCCAGGGAUGACGGGCAUCACACGACCACCACGCUGGCUAUUGUGUGAAGGGGAUUGGGGACGGAAAUGAUUGA
Messenger RNA from Plutella xylostella (diamondback moth), 4122 nucleotides. RefSeq lists its product as uncharacterized. Gene Ontology annotation, molecular function: protein binding. NCBI's taxonomy places the organism in Eukaryota, Metazoa, Arthropoda, Insecta, Lepidoptera, Plutellidae. The record is from RefSeq and is a predicted model, not a curated record.